Messenger RNA from Echinops telfairi (small Madagascar hedgehog), 6552 nucleotides. It is a transcript of the gene ZMYM4, whose product is annotated as zinc finger MYM-type containing 4. The transcript has 30 exons. The coding region runs from base 263 to 4918 and encodes 1551 amino acids. Gene Ontology annotation, molecular function: zinc ion binding. The record is from RefSeq and is a predicted model, not a curated record. Lineage: Eukaryota; Metazoa; Chordata; Mammalia; Afrosoricida; Tenrecidae.
CCCUUGGAGGCCAUUAACCCCCCGAGUCCCGGCCCCCCUUCCCAGGGCAGGCCCUCCAGCCCGCGCGCGCACCCUGGGGAGCUCGGGAUCUCCGGCCGGGCGCGCGGUAUCCGCCCCCUCCCCACUCUCCGCGCCAGGCCCGGCCAGGUCUGGGGACGCUGCUUCGAGGCGGCAGUGCCUGCAGUGUGGGCGGGGGCCGGGGGCCUGAGAGGUGCCGCCGCCACCGCGCCGGGAGCCGCAGAGGUUCAGAGCGGGGCCCAACAUGGCGGAGAGAGAGGUGGAGUCUGCCCCCCGAAAGAGGUUUGAGCAGAAAACUGGUGCGGUUUUUGAUGAAAUUGUAGAGAACUGUGGUGGUAUCAUGGAUACAGAAAUGUCUGAAGAUACAGACCACAACUUAACUCCCACCCUUGACAGCAUGUCCUAUGGAAUGCCGAAUCAAACAGGAUCUGAAAAUUCAUUGCUGGAUGAAGAUGAUUAUUUUUUGAACUCUGGGGAUCUUGCAGGAAUUCCAGUUGUUUGUAGUGACAAUGAGGAUGAACAGGAUUUUAGUUCAAAGGAUAAUCUUGUUUCUUCAAUUCAUACUGAUGAUAGCUUGGAAAUAGAGAGAAGAGUCUCACAGCAUGAAUCAGACCAUGAAAACGAAAUACAAAUUCAAAAUAAAGUAAAAAAGGACUUUCCUAAACAGUUUGAUCAGGUUUCUGUUUUUAAAUCCAUACGGAAAGAUUUUAGUCUAGUAAGAGAAAACAGCAAAGAGACAUUUUCUGGAAAGGAAAAAAAUAGAGACUUAAUUUAUCAUGAACGUGAAAAACUGUUGGAUAAACCCCAUAAAGAUAUGGAUUCAAGGUUGAAAAGCAGUUUUUUUGAUAAAGCAGCUAAUCAAGUUGAAGAAACAUUACAUACCCAUUUACCACAAACCCCAGAAACAAACUUUAGGGAUUCCAGCUACCCAUUUGCCAAUAAAGAAUCCAUUGGUUCGGAACUGGGGAAUUCCUUUGCAUCAAAUAUUAGAAUUAAAGAAGAACCUUUGGAUGAUGAGUAUGACAAAGCAAUGGCACCACAGCAGGGACUACUAGACAAAAUUAAAGAUGAACCUGACAAUGCUCAAGAGUACAGUCAUGGCCAGCAGCAAAAAACUCAAGAGGGGGAACUGAAAAUUAGUGCUGUGUUUUCAGUCAGUGGAAGCCCUCUUGCUCCACAGUUGACUACUGGCUUUCAGCCUUCACUGGCCUCAGCUGGCAUGAAUAAAAUGCUUCCAUCAGUUCCAGCAACCGCUGUUCGAGUUUCCUGUUCUGGUUGCAAAAAAAUCCUCCAGAAGGGGCAAACUGCUUAUCAGAGGAAAGGGUCUACCCAGCUAUUCUGCUCCACACUGUGUCUCACUGGAUAUACAGUUCCACCUGCCCGCCCGCCACCUCCUCCCACCAAGAAAACGUGUUCCAGUUGCUCAAAGGACAUUUUAAAUCCAAAGGAUGUGAUCAAUGCCCAGUUUGAAAAUGCCACGCCUAGUAAAGUAUUUUGCAGUCGAUCAUGUUUGUCAACAUACGAACUGAAAAGAAAACCUGUUGUUUCCCUAAAUACAAAUAACAUUUCAACCAAAUGCAGCAUGUGUCAGAAAACUGCUGUUAUUCGACAUGAAGUUAAUUACCAGAAUGUGGUACAUAAACUUUGCAGUGAUGCUUGUUUCUCCAAGUUUCGCUCAGCUAACAACCUCACCAUGAACUGUUGUGAGAACUGUGGGGGUUACUGUUACAGUGGCUCUGGUCAGUGCCACAUGCUGCAGAUAGAAGGACAGUCUAAGAAAUUUUGUAGUUCAACAUGUGUCACAGCCUAUAAGCAGAAAUCAGCCAAAAUUACACCAUGUGCACUUUGCAAAUCAUUGAGAUCCUCAGCAGAAAUGAUUGAAAAUACCAAUAGCUUGGGGAAGACAGAGCUUUUCUGUUCUGUUAAUUGUUUAUCAGCUUACAGAGUUAAAAUUGUUACUUCCACAGGUGUACAAGUUCAAUGUAACAGUUGUAAAACUUCAGCAGUCCCUCAGUAUCACCUAGCUAUGUCAGAUGGAAGUAUACGCAACUUCUGCAGCUACAGUUGUGUGGUGGCUUUCCAGAACUUGUUCAACAAACCAACAGGAAUGAAUUCUUCAGUAGUGCCCCUAUCUCAAGGCCAAGUGAUUGUAAGCAUCCCCACAGGUUCAACAGUGUCUGCAGGAGGAGGUACCACCUCUGCUGUUUCUCCCACUUCGAUCAGUAGCUCUGCUGCAGCUGGUCUCCAGCGUCUUGCUGCUCAAUCUCAACAUGUUGGGUUUGCACGAAGUGUGGUGAAACUCAAGUGUCAGCACUGUAACCGUCUUUUUGCCACAAAACCAGAACUUCUGGACUAUAAGGGUAAAAUGUUUCAGUUCUGUGGCAAGAAUUGUUCCGAUGAAUAUAAGAAAAUAAAUAAUGUAAUGGCAAUGUGUGAAUAUUGUAAAAUUGAGAAAAUUAUAAAGGAGACUGUGCGAUUCUCAGGUGCUGACAAGUCAUUCUGUAGUGAAGGUUGCAAAUUGCUCUAUAAACAUGACUUGGCAAAACGUUGGGGAAAUCACUGUAAAAUGUGCAGUUAUUGUUUACAGACAUCCCCCAAAUUGGUACAGAAUAAUUUAGGGGGGAAGGUGGAAGAGUUCUGCUGUGAAGAAUGCAUGUCAAAAUACACAGUUCUGUUCUAUCAGAUGGCUAAAUGUGAUGGUUGCAAACGACAGGGUAAACUCAGCGAGUCCUUGAAAUGGAGAGGAGAAAUAAAACACUUUUGUAACCUGCUUUGUAUCUUGAUGUUCUGUAACCAGCAGAGUAUGUGUGAGCCACCUUCACAAAACAAUGCAGCAAGUAUUUCUAUGGUGCAAGCUGCUUCAACAGGACCCCCUUCCCUAAGAAAAGAUUCAACUCCAGUUAUUGCUAAUGUAGUAUCACUGGCAAGUGCUCCUGCUGCCCAGCCCACAGUGAACUCUAACAGCGUCUUACAAGGUGCAGUUCCGACAGUAACAGCGAAGAUCAUCGGGGAUGCAAGUACACAGACAGAUGCCCUGAAACUACCACCAUCCCAACCUCCAAGGCUUUUGAAGAACAAAGCUUUAUUGUGCAAACCUAUUACACAAACUAAAGCUACUUCUUGCAAACCACAUACUCAAAACAAAGAAUGCCAGACAGAAGACACUCCAAGUCCCCCCCAGGUCAUUGUGGUGCCAGUCCCUGUGCCAGUGUUUGUACCUAUACCUCUUCAUCUUUAUACGCAGUAUGCACCGGUCCCCUUUGGAAUUCCAGUUCCAGUGCCUGUCCCCAUGCUUAUUCCACUGUCAAUGGAUAACGAAGAUAAAGUCACUGAAAGUAUUGAAGACAUUAAGGAAAAACUUCCCUCACAUCCAUUUGAAGCUGACCUCCUUGAGAUGGCAGAAAUAAUUGCAGAAGAUGAAGAGAAAGAGAAGACUCUGUCCCAGGGAGGAUCUCAAACUUCAGAACAGGAGCUCUUCCUAGACACCAAGAUAUUUGAAAAAGACCAAGGAAGUACGUAUAGUGGUGAUCUCGAGUCCGAGGCAGUAUCUACUCCACAUAGCUGGGAGGAAGAACUGAAUCAUUAUGCCUUAAAGUCAAAUGCUGUACAAGAGGCUGCUGACUCGGAGUUGAAGCAGUUCUCAAAGGGGGAGACAGAACAGGAUCUGGAAGCAGAUUUUCCAUCAGAGUCCUUUGACCCCCUUAAUAAAGGGCAAGGAAUUCAGGCGCGGUCUCGAACAAGACGACGGCACAGAGAUGGGUUCCCACAGCCCAGGCGAAGAGGUCGGAAGAAGUCUAUAGUGUCUGUGGAACCCAGAAGUCUUAUUCAGGGAGCUUUUCAAGGGUGCUCCGUGUCUGGGAUGACACUAAAGUACAUGUAUGGAGUAAAUGCCUGGAAGAACUGGGUUCAGUGGAAAAAUGCCAAGGAAGAACAGGGGGAUCUAAAAUGUGGAGGUGCUGAACAUGCGUCAUCUAGCCCAUGUUCUGAUCCCUUAGGAAAUUCUCAAGACCGAGCCCUCUCUCAAGAAUCCUCAGAACUAGGGUGUAGAGUCCGCUCUGUUAAACUGAAGGAAGAUCUUUUGUCCUGCACUUUUGCUGAGUUGAGUUUGGGCUUAUGCCAGUUUAUACAAGAGGUGCGGAGACCAAAUGGUGAAAAAUAUGAUCCAGACAGUAUCUUAUACUUGUGCCUUGGAAUUCAGCAGUACCUGUUUGAAAAUGGUAGGAUAGAUAACAUUUUUACUGAACCCUAUUCCAGAUUUAUGAUUGAACUUACCAAACUCUUGAAAAUAUGGGAACCUACAGUACUUCCUAAUGGUUACAUGUUCUCUCGGAUUGAAGAGGAACACCUGUGGGAGUGCAAACAGCUGGGUGCCUACUCGCCAAUUGUUCUCUUGAACACCCUCCUUUUCUUCAAUACCAAAUACUUCCAGCUAAAGAAUGUGAGUGAGCACUUGAAGCUUUCCUUCGCUCACGUGAUGAGACGGACCAGGACACUGAAGUACAGCACCAAGAUGACGUAUCUGAGGUUCCUCCCCCCACUGCAGAAGCACGAGCUGGAGCCAGAUAAACUAACUGUUGGUAAGAGGAAAAGAAAUGAAGACGAUGAGGUACCGGUGGGUGUGGACAUGGCAGAGAAUACUGACAACCCUCUAAGAUGCCCAGUCCGGCUUUACGAGUUCUACCUGUCAAAAUGCUCUGAAAGCGUGAAGCAGAGGAAUGAUGUGUUCUACCUUCAACCUGAGCGCUCCUGUGUCCCGAACAGCCCCAUGUGGUAUUCCACUUUCCCGAUCGACCCUGGGACGCUGGACACCAUGUUAACACGUAUUCUAAUGGUGAGGGAGGUACAUGAAGAACUUGCCAAAGCCAAAUCUGAAGACUCUGAGGUUGAAUUAUCUGAUUGAAAUGGCAUUUUGGUUCCUAUUUUCAUAUACAUUGGUAUGCACCAAACUGUGAAUGCAUCUAGCCAUUGGAAACUGAUGUAUAAGCCCAAGUCCUCUCGGCUUGACCCUUAGAUGAUGGACGACAGAUGACUCGUGAACACAGUGUGGGUGUACAGAUGCAAACUGAAGGCAAGAGUGUAAACCGAGGACGGCUGUGCUUUGGCAGUGGUAGAGCAAGCACUACAGACAUCUCCAGGAUGACUAAGCAGUUCCUCUGAGUGGUGCAUAAUCAUAUUUUGUUUGGGAAUAACAAAUUGUGGAAUAUUUUUAAGGAAAACUGUUGUAUUAAAUUCUACCAUAGUAACCUUAGACCUUAGAGAGGUAGCUUUGGAGUAAAACCUUGGCUGCAGUAGACUCCUUGGGCAAGGUCCUCCAUCCAAGUCUUGGGAGAAUUCAGUGUAGAACUCAGAGUGACAUCAGGUGAGAACUGUGGGACCCAGACUUGAAGACCCAAUAAAAAUAAUCAACUUUUUAAAAAAGCUAGUGAAGUGGUCUUGAUUUUGAUUUUCACUGCCAAGCCAAUUCUGGGAAGGAGAGAAGCCUCCGGUGCUUUUGUUACAGGCCCUCACAUCAGGGACAAGGCCCCGCUGCUGCGACACAGCGAUGGGUCCCUUUCACUUGCUGGGUCUAGCCUACACAGUGUGGGUCUGGAUGUGGAUCAAGGAACGGGGUGAAACUUUGCAAACUAAUUAUGCACACAGAAAUUCUGUGGAGCCCGUUAGACCCCAGGUGUUUUGAGAGGUUUAUAGAAAACCCACUAAAAUGCUCAUUUCUCUGAGUGCCGUCCUUUAUGCCUGAUGUCUCCAGGCAUGAGCUGUGCUACCCAGAAAUGGGGGCUCCUUUUGUUUUCCUUUUUGCCCAAAUGGCAGCUUUUCUCCCAUGGCUUUACCUUCCGUUUUCCCAAAUAAUUCCUCUUAUUUGUCUUUUGCACCAAUUUUUGGAGGCCCGCGUCAUUUCAAACUGAACAGUCUCUCCUUACUCUGGUGAACCUGUGGGUUUCCCCGAAGACACAGUAUUAUUAAACUAUCAGAAUGACGGGAGAGGCGGUCCCAGUGUGAUCCUGUGGGAGUUGUUGGAAGAUGACCUGGUUGCCCUCAGACACUUGAAAGUACCCACAAGCACGUCUUCUCCGGCGUGCGUCUGUCCAAGCCCUGGCUGUCCUCGAGCUGUGUGCCGAGCGCUCCCCGGCACGUUUGACAUAUCGGCCCACCUCCCUCACCUCCAUUCUGUUUCUCCUCCACAAAAUUUGGAAUCAAAAACUUUUAUGAUGUUGACUAAUCACAGAACUUCCUCAUAGCUAAGAUUAAUUUGAGCCCAUGAUAGAAGUAAACAAAGUCCAAAAUGCCUGUUAGAAAUUUUAACCUUGAAAGACUUGUCAAUAGAUCCCAUUUUUCAGGUGGGGUGGCAGGUGUUUUUUGUUUGUUUGUUUGUUUUUAAAGCAAAUAAAGUCAUUUAACUAUAAUAAAAAUUUUAAAGUAGGCCUUUUGGCAUUGUGUACUCGAUGAUUCUGUCCCUCUGCCUGUAACAGAUUUCAUUUUUGUUACCACAAACUGUGUAAAAGAAGUAAAUCUUCCCCAAUUCUGUAUGAUUCCUUC